UAUUCAUGUUCAUUCACUAGAGAUUUAAGGAGACACGACCGUAAAUAGCGGAACUCAAAUGAAGACCUAACGGUCUCACGGCUGAUGUCUUUGAAAAAAAAAAAGAAAAGAAAACGUCCCGCUGAGCUGUAACGUUUGUUCCAGUGGAUUCGUCAGCGCAGUGUUAUUGUUUGUAUGACAAGUUUGUAUAUUUUAACCGCACAUAUAUCCAAAUGAAGCACUUAAUGUACUAUAUUAAUACAUUACAUGCACUGCUAGUGUAUUUGGGAUCAGGCUAGAUACGAAGUUGUACACUUUUACAAUGAAACCAGAAUUUUAUCUGCCGUUCUGUUGGUUUGCUGUUAGUAAAAACACUUAUUUGUCUUUUUAUUAACGUAUAAAUUGCGUCAGGGCAGUAGAAGUGUGCUGCAUAUUUACUUUGUCGUUCUGACAGGCACACAUAAAUCCGUUUUGAAAACCCCUUUAAAUUGUGACCUCAGCUCCGAGGGAGGUUUAACACGCCCCACUCUCCAAAAAGUGUGUUUCUCAUGCAUGACUGGCUCAUUUGAAUCUAGUGAGGGAGAAGACCUCCGUUCCUCUGCGUUAUUAGAGCUGAUAGUCUCUUAUCUCAGCAUCCGAGAAACGCUCCCGCUAACCGCACAUCAUUGGGAUCGUGAACGCUGACUCCCCAAUGAUAGAAGAGGGAAACCCUUUCUGCCUUUGAGGCUAUCAGGAAAAAAACGGAGACAUACCCGGAGGUUCUCCAGUAGAAGUUCGGAACGAGAGAAAAAGAGAUAGAAAGAAAGAAUAGUGUUAUUAUUGUAAUUUUUUACCCUACAGAUUAGCCAAUUUGAAACAUCAAAAAUGACUAGAAGAUCUUGUGCCAUUUACGCCACCGGGAUCGUGUGCGCUCAUUUGCUCAUUUUGGGAAUCGCCCUUCUGGUGGCUCAAGUCUUCCAAACAAUGAUUCAGGAACGGAUAAAAAAGGAGAUCACACUGGCUGAGAACAGUAGAGUAUUGGAGGGCUGGAUCAAUCCACCACCACCUGUUUACAUGCAGUAUUUCUUCUUCAAUGUUACCAACCCAGAUGAGUUUUUGGCUGGGAAGGAGAAGCCCAAAGUCACUCAAAUAGGGCCAUAUACCUACAGGGAAUAUCGACCCAGGGAAAAUGUCACUUUUCUUGAGAAUGGGACGAAAAUCUUUGCCACAAAUCCCAAGAGCUUUGUGUUUCUUCGCAACAUGUCAUCGGGAGAUCCUGAGGUUGACCGUGUGAUAACGGUUAACAUUCCAUUCAUUGCCGUGAUGAACGAGUUAAACUCCUACUCCUUCUUUCUGAGGUCUGCUGUGUCUAUGUGGAUGGGAUCCAUGGGCAUCGAGGUGUUUAUGAAUCGCACAGUCCAUGAGGUCCUGUGGGGUUUCAAAGAUCCGCUGCUGUCCAAACUCCACGCCAUGAGACCAGAAGUAGAUGAGCAUUUCGGCCUUAUGUACAAUAAAAAUGGAACCCAUGAGGGUGAAUUUGUCUUCCACACUGGAGAGAAGAACUACAUGGACUACGGCAAGAUUGACACGUGGAACGGCAUCAGUCAGAUGAACUGGUGGUCGUCUAACCAGAGCAACAUGAUCAAUGGUACCGAUGGCAGUGUCUUCCACACCUUCCUGUCCAGGAAAGAGCUCCUCUACAUCUUUGCUGCUGAUCUGUGCCGAUCCAUUCAUUUGGCUUACGUGGCUGACAAAGAGGUGAAGGGCAUCCCUGCCUUCCGCUUCGCCCCUCCUUCAGAUGUACUCGCUCCCCCAGAUGAGAACCCCAGUAACGCUGGCUUCUGCGUGCCUGCUGGGGACUGUCUAGGAAAAGGAGUCCUCAAAGUCAGCGUCUGUCGACAAGGUGCACCCAUUGUUGUGUCAUUCCCUCAUUUCUACCAAGCCGAUAAGAGGUACAUCAAUGCCAUCGACGGAAUGAACCCAAAUGAGGAAGAACACGAAACAUACCUCGACAUCAACCCGACCACAGGGGUUCCCAUUCGUGCCUGUAAGAGAGCUCAGCUCAAUGUCAUACUGAAGCGAGUCUCUGGCUUCCCCAAAACAAAAUUCCUGAAUGAGACCAUUUUCCCCAUCAUGUAUGUCAAUGAGACGGCAACUAUUGACGAUGAGUCUGCAGCCCAAAUGAGGACGCUUCUGCUGAUUGUAACAGUUAUGUCCAACUUCCCAGUCAUCAUUGUGGGACUGGGGGCCAUUUUACUUGUGGUCCUGAUCUUCCUCGUCUGCAGGAACCGCCAGAGAAAGAAUGAAGUAAAACGUAUUGAUUUUACUGAAGCUUUUCAUUCUUUUGCUACGACGAAGGAUGAAACGGCUUAUACCCAAGUGAGCAACCAAGCGGAGGAUUCGCCAGAGAACCGCACCAAUCAGCCUUUGAGGAACGGAUCUUACAUCGCCAUGUCGCCAGUAGAGGCGCAAAAGUGUUGAUGAAGAUGACUGGUGGAGUCUCGCGUAAAGACAUCACGUCUAUCUCGCUCACCCUUUUUAUAUGGUAGUUUUCACAGUGCAAUUCGUCUUCGGGGACCAGGCCCCACACGCUCACCACCGUUUGCCGAGGGUCACUUAUUUGACUCGUGUGACUUUUUUGUUUCCUUGAGCAUGGCCUUUCAAACUGCCAUAUCUUCAAUCAAAACAUGUGUAAACUCAAAGCACCCACUUCAGUUUCGAACAACCGUCUCUGGGUUUCCAGAGGCUUCUGUUGCCUAGUCCUGAGAGGCCUGAAACACACUCUCUUGCCUUUUGAAAACGCAUAUAUGCAUUGCAUGCUCACAGAGUCCAUAGUUCCUGAAGGGUCAUAAACCCUUUCAGCAUGAGAGAGCGUGAAGGGUUCGCAGCCUGUGCUCUUAAAGUGUUUCAGAUCUCUUCCCACACUACUGUAUACAGGUCUACACAGGCAGACCUUGAACUAACACAGCUCUUCAUACAUCAAACCCUUUGAUAAUGGUAUAAACUAUUAUAAGAUAAACUAUUGAUUUACCUCCUCUAAGAGUAUUAGAGAGCUAAAAGGUCUAAUAUGCUAACAAAAACUGGGUCUUAUCCAGAACUUGUGUGUGUGUCUGAUUGUACAUACCAGUAUGUGUGUGUGUAUUUCUGCAGGCAUGUCAAUGCUUGCAUGUUUUUGUCACACUGUGGUGAACUGCUCUGGUGGGUCACCGUCCACCGUUUUGCACGAUGCAGUGUGACAACAAGUGGAAACUAAUGACUUCAGCGGUCCUCUUCAUUUCAUAGUAUCUGAGUCACGUUUUUUUCUGAUGCCAGAAACAUUUCAGUGAUGAUGGCUGGUCAGACAGUCUCCUUUAAGGCAUUGUAUUACAGACAUCGUACUAGCUUUCUGACUUGAAUUUUUCUGCCUUACAAAUACUUACGAACACAAUGUGAUUCUGCUGCAUGGUAAAGGAAGGUAUAAGGUGGAACUAGACGAAAUGUCAGACAGAUAAUGGCCAAUCAGUGGCGGACUUAGAACUACGUCCAUCCCUUUUCACAGCAAAACACGUCUGUCCUGUAAUAUCGAGAGUACAACUAGUCCACCGAACCCACAGUCAAAUCAGGGGUUAAAGGUCAGCAGGUUUUUGAGGGGUUAUCGGUGAAGUUUGCACAUUUUUUCUGUGCACGUUUGGUUUAUAUUAACCCUCUGUGGCUGAACGGGACUCUAGCUCUUGAAUCACUGCUCGUGUCUGUUGAGUUUAUUUUUGUGUUGCUUUUUCUGUCCUUGAUGUUCCGAGCCUUCGCUAUUGCUAAAAAAUGACCUGAGGCCAUAUUUUAAAUCAACUUGAACAGGAUGUGAUAGCUGCACACUUUACAAAAUAUCACUAAAGAUGAAUCGUCAUAUUCGUUUCUGUUUGUCCAAAUUAAUCUUUUUGGUUGUCUGUCUGAAGUUGCCAUAACCCAUGAGUGCGGUUACACUCAUAUGUAUCAUCAGUAAAUCAUUCCCAUUUUGGUGAGGCUUGUUUGAAUGAUUGAUGUUUGUUACUUUUACUUGACGUAAACCAUCUGUUACUUAUUGCGACUGCGGUUUUCGUGGAUUGCAGUGCACACUGUUGCGUAUUUGCCUGUUCCAUGAAUUUAGCUUAUCUUAAAGAUUUAGUGCAAGGUUUAAACUGGAAACACUGUGUAUGCGCCAUGUCUUAUGCAGCUGUAUGUGAA
This is a messenger RNA of Sinocyclocheilus rhinocerous, 4155 nucleotides long. RefSeq names its product scavenger receptor class B, member 2a (gene scarb2a). NCBI's taxonomy places the organism in Eukaryota, Metazoa, Chordata, Actinopteri, Cypriniformes, Cyprinidae. The transcript has 13 exons. Gene Ontology annotation, cellular component: membrane; lysosome; cytoplasm. The record is from RefSeq and is a predicted model, not a curated record. Gene Ontology annotation, molecular function: scavenger receptor activity. Bases 844 to 2439 code for a protein of 531 amino acids. Gene Ontology annotation, biological process: receptor-mediated endocytosis; protein targeting to lysosome.